Xiphias gladius (swordfish) is the source of this 3219-nucleotide messenger RNA. RefSeq names its product UV radiation resistance associated gene (gene uvrag). Bases 214 to 2070 code for a protein of 618 amino acids. The record is from RefSeq and is a predicted model, not a curated record. Gene Ontology annotation, cellular component: lytic vacuole; phosphatidylinositol 3-kinase complex, class III, type II; endosome. The transcript has 16 exons. Gene Ontology annotation, biological process: SNARE complex assembly. NCBI's taxonomy places the organism in Eukaryota, Metazoa, Chordata, Actinopteri, Istiophoriformes, Xiphiidae. Gene Ontology annotation, molecular function: SNARE binding.
GGAUUUCCGAACGAAGUGUAGCAAAUAGCCUGUACUUUGUUUACGUCCCGUUGGUUAGCUGACAGCUGCUGUAGCGCUUUCCCCAAACAAACAACCGUGUCUGCAUGUCUCCGGUGGUUGGCUGGAGCUUCGUAAACUUUAAAACGAGUAUCCUGGAUGUCGAGAAUGGGAUGUUAGUUGAAUGAGGGGGACCCGUUAGAUGCCGACAGGAGGAUGAACUCCAUCACCGGUCGGGUUCUCGCCAUCCCCGCCGCCUCUGUCACCAACUCUGGAGCUUCAUCCUCUCGAGCCUUACAUGUAGAGCUCACAUCCCAGCAGAGACGAUUGCGUCAUCUUCGGAGCAUUGCAGCCAGAAACAUUGUCAAUAAGAAUGGUUCCCCACUGUUGGACACAUAUUUCACCCUCCACCUCUGUAUAGGAGACCGGAUAUCUCGAGGUUUUUACAAGAGUGAAGUCAUUCGAGACUCACUGAAUCCAACUUGGCGGAGCCUGGACUUUGGCAUGCUGCCGGACCUUCUGGACACCUCAGUGUCUUGCUUUGUGGUGAGGAUCUGGGGAGGACAGGAGGAACAGUAUCAGCUCCUCAUAGAGUGGAAGGUCAAUCUGGAUGGCCUCAGAUACACAGGACAGCAGAUUCGAUCCAGAAAUCCAAAUGAGAUCAUAUUUGGAUUGAAUGAUGGCUACUAUGCAGCUGACUUUGAUCAUAAGGAUCAGUCGGAGCGGAAGAAAAACAGUCUGCUUCAGGUUGACCAGAGUUCAGUCAGGAACUCCUACAGUGUUUUCUCUUUGCUCAGGCUUCACACAGCCCAGAGAGCCAUCAAGCAGACCCAAGUGACAGUGCAGAAGAUUGGGAAGGAGAUUGAGGAAAAGCUAAGGACGACAGCAACCUGCACAGAACGGAAGAAAGAACGGGAGUGCAUGCAGCUGCGUAUAGCCGUGCUGCGUAGUGAGCUGCAGCGGCAGAGGAAGGCGCUUGGCAGGGAGAUAGACCUGCGGCAGAAGGAGAGGGCACAGCUUCAGAAGAAAGAGGAAGCGUUCUCUGCUCAGCACAAGAAUCUGAAGGAGGAGAAAGAAACCUUAACCAAGCUGCAGAAGGAAUGCACUGCCAAGAGAGAGCAGUUUCUGAAGUCCAAUGCCCAGCUCACCUUCCGCUGUCGUCAGCUCCUUUCUGAGCUUUCCUACAUCUAUCCCAUUGAUGUGGCUAAUCAGUCAGAUUAUAUCAUCUGCGGAGUGAAGCUUCCAAACUCUGAAGACUUUCAAGCAAAGGAUGAUGGGAGCGUGGCAGUUGCCCUGGGUUACACAGCACACCUGGUCCUGAUGAUCUCGUGCUUCCUGCAGAUCCCGCUUAGAUAUCCGGUGAUCCACAAGGGUUCACGCUCCUCCAUCAAGGACACCAUCACUGACAGACUCACUGAGAAGGAGAGAGAAUUCCCCUUGUACCCUAGAGGAGAGCGGUUUCAUUUUGAAUAUGGGGUCUACUUACUCAACAAGAACAUUGCCCAGCUGAGAUAUCAACAUGGUUUGACCACCCCAGACCUGCAGCAGACACUGCCCAACCUGAAGAACUUCCUGGAACAUGGCCUUCUGGUCCGAUGUGACCGACACCAUGUCUCUAGCUCCAUCCCGGUGCCAUCCAAGUCCCAGCUUGGAGUGUCCACCACCUCAGAGAUAGGCUACCCCUGCCACACCAGCUCCCCAGACCGAGGCCUGAGGAAAAGGGCGAGCUCGGAGGCAGAUAAGUACAAGCCAACCCCUCCACCUAGCUACAAUACAGCCAUGGAUGAAGAGCAGACCCCGGUCGGCCUGGCACCACCCUCGCCUUCACCCAAACACCUGUCCUCAUCCCUUGAUGCCGGCAUGGCCUCACUUAACCUGACCAAGACUACGGAGGCCAAUGAGGAGGGAGAGCAGAAGAAAGGGAAGGAGCAGGGUGAGGAAAAAGCAGUGGAAGUGGAGAGACGCAGAAGCGCUGACAGAGAGAAUGAAGUAGAUCAAGAAGAAAAGACUGAAGAACAGCCACCCAGCAGCACAGGGCCACCUAAUUCUUCUGCAGUACAGGAAACUGAUUAACCCACUGGUCACUCUCCACACGGGGUCAAGUUUCUCCUUCAGGUUUUAGGAUGAGGAUCACAAGAGUGGCAGGUUGGAGCUCACAGCACAUGGCAGGGAUACGGUGCAAUUGUUUUUCUAUCAUUCUCCAUGUCCUGAUUUUUUUCUCUUUUUUCAAUUUUAAUGUAUCCCAUCAAUAUUAACAUCAAUGUUAAUGUUACAUCCACUGAUUCUCUUAUUCAGUAGACCAAAAAUUAAAUUCUGUGUCUGUGUUCUGUUGGAAUUUCUCACUCAGGCUCUACUGUAAUGUUAAUAGCAAGUAUCUCAAUCCCAUUGUCUGUGAUUUUGUCCCUCAUCUCCCUGAUCUGAAUGCUUUCUUGCACUGGUAUUCAGUUAUUACAUUAUUUAUGUCUCUCAACAGUUGUGUGUGCUUUGUUUCAAAAGAACUCAAUAUUUAGUUUUAUUCUCCCCAGUCACACAGGACUUCACUAAAUAACACUGUCAAAUGUUAGACUGAUAUCGUAACCCACCGGUUAUGAAUUGGGUCAUAAUGUGGUCCACUGCUUUGCAUCUCCUGCCAUGACAAAGAUGGACUCUCCACCAGCAGCCCACUUUGUAUUUCAGAUCCAGUACUGUGGUUGAUGACUGUUGAGAAGUAUUGUAUUUAAAACUAAAAGAUGAACCAUGUUAGAUCAUUUCCAUAAACUGCUAUACAGUUCAGUAAGUGACCAUGUACAUAUAAUUUUGUAUGGAGUUUUUCUUUUCUUUUUCUUUUUUUUCAGUUAUUAAAGACUUGCAGUCCAAUGGCAUGGAUGUAUGUAGCCCCCUUUAAAAGAUUGGUCUUCCUGCAUUUGUAUUGUGGGUGUGGGUGUGCUCAAGUUUGAAUGUGAGGUGGUUUUAGCCAUGAAAUUACAAUGUAGGAAAUAUGUAAGAUAUGAUGAUUUCACAAUAGUAUGAAACUGGACAAAAUCCAAUAUCUCCUAAAUUAAAAUAAGAGUCUACAACCAUACUACCAGCUCUGUGAGGCGGUGCUUUGAGCUUAAUGCUAAUGUCAGCAUGAUAGCAUAACUUCUUGAGAUCUCUCACUCAAAUCCACAAAUUAUUUACCUGUACCAAAUAUAAUAGAAAUCCAUCCAACAGUUGUUGACAUAUUUCAGCCUUCACCAAAGU